Babesia microti strain RI is the source of this 1167-nucleotide messenger RNA. Its product is annotated as DNA binding protein, putative. The transcript has 4 exons. Gene Ontology annotation, biological process: nucleobase-containing compound metabolic process. NCBI's taxonomy places the organism in Eukaryota, Apicomplexa, Aconoidasida, Piroplasmida, Babesiidae. The coding region runs from base 1 to 1167 and encodes 388 amino acids. Gene Ontology annotation, molecular function: 3'-5' exonuclease activity; nucleic acid binding. The record is from RefSeq and is a predicted model, not a curated record.
AUGUAUGGAUUCCUCCGUCUGACCUUCUUAUCGGUACUAUCGCAACCACAGAUAAUACAUGCUUACAAACUUAUAAAUCACAUAAAAAUUCCAUUUACAACGUUUUAUAGUGCAGGUAUAUCAUAUUCUACAUUUUCAAAUGAUAACACAUCACACAACACUUCGCCAAUUUCACCCAAUGAAAACAAAAAUGUUGAAUUUAAGGGAAGAUUGAUCUAUAUAAAUGGCACUAACAAACACUUGUACGAUGGACCGCUAGAAACCCUGCUUGGAUCUGACCUAAUAGGGUUGGAUACCGAAUCUCCAAUCAUUCCUUACCGAGAUUCCAAAGGUAAUUUGGCCUCUUUAAUUGACAACCAAAGGCCAUCAUUCACAGCUAAUUGCAGCAUGCCAUGUCCUACCGUCAUUCAAAUCUCAGGCCCAGAAGUUUGUCUAGUUUAUAACCUCAAAUCUAUGGGCAUAACAGCCGAUGAUAAAUUGCCAGAUUCACUAGUUCAAGUGCUAAAAAAUCCAAAUAUCACUAAAGUGUCCCAUGGAAAUUCCGAUUUUUAUCUCCUGAAAAGAUAUUUUGAUGUGGAAUGUAUAAAUACUGUAGAUUUGUACCGUGUAUGCGUAGCAAUUAACUCAAAAUCCAGGUCUCUUCAGGGUGCUGUUGCUAUUUAUAUGGGCUUAAAUCUAGAUAAAACAUUACAAAAAUCAAAUUGGGAUAGCGAACAGUUGACUGAAGAUCAGAUUAAAUACGCUGCCACAGAUGCUUGGAUUUCUCGCGAGUUUCUAAUCUCAUUGAGAGCAAGAUAUGGACUAUCUCGUUUACCAUGUGAAACAUCCAACCAAACUAAAACAGAAGAGAACGCUAGUUACACAAAUAUAGAUAAUUGUCUAACACAAACUAAAGUACCAUAUACAAAUAAUCAAAGUACAUAUAAAGUAUUUGAAGAAUUUAAUGAUUGCCCGUUUGCUUCACUUCUAAACAUUUGUCUAAGCAGAGGUUACGAUUUCGAGUUUAACAAUAUGGAAAAGGGGACUUUAGGUAUUAAAUCAAUACUUUCAGUAACAAUAUUUGGCGAGAAGCUGGUAUCUAAGUCAAAUGAGUGGCAUAAAGAUAUAAUCAGUGCUAGAAAGGAUGCAGCACAACAAUUAUUAGACAUACUAAAUAUUAAAAAGUAG